Messenger RNA from Coturnix japonica (Japanese quail), 4326 nucleotides. RefSeq names its product mitochondrial translation release factor 1 (gene MTRF1). Gene Ontology annotation, biological process: mitochondrial translational termination. The record is from RefSeq and is a predicted model, not a curated record. Gene Ontology annotation, molecular function: translation release factor activity. Lineage: Eukaryota; Metazoa; Chordata; Aves; Galliformes; Phasianidae. Gene Ontology annotation, cellular component: mitochondrion.
AAUCACUGAAGUUAACCCAACAAGCUCGAGUAGAAGCAAAGAAACUCGCUCUGCCAGCAGGUCAGCUGUGCGGAGCUCAGCCUGCACAAGGCCAAAAGGCACCAGGAGCCUUAACUUUGCUGAGGCCACAACUCUCUCACCGUCAGGAACGGGCUUUCCCUAGGGAACGGAGCGAUGUUCCACAAGCCUUAACAGCACAGAAAACAAAGCGAUUGGGAAGGAAGUUAAACGAGUUGUAUCUUUAAAACAGCCUCAUCGCAUCACGAAGCCUCAGAGACGCGGACAGCGAUUCAGACAGAACGCUGCAGCCCGGCACGUGGAAGUCUAAGGCAUUUUAGAGCCGGUUUCCCGUCGGCGCUGACCCGGGGCUGACAGCCUCUCUCCGCCUCUACCGCCCCCCGCGCCAGGGCCGCUGCCGCCCGCUUGCGGCGGGAGGAGCGGGGAGACACGGAGUGGCGGCGGAGCUGCGGCCGGAGAGCUGCGGAAACCGGGAAACAACGGCGGGUUCCUCCCUGCCUCCCACCCUCCGUCCCCUCCCGGCAGCCACACGGCCUGUUCGACGGCCGCAGACAAAGGGAGGAAGCGGGGACGAGCCGGCGGUGGCAGCCUCCAUUCGGCCGCAGGCUCCGGACGGCCGCAUCCCAUCCCCGCUCCGCAGGUCGCCGGGCGGAGGACGCGCCGAGGGCUCACCAGGAUCCGCUUGAAGAGGUGGUGGAAGAAUAAGAAACAAGAUGAAACCUUCACAAAGUGUCUGGCUUUUCAAGAACCUGCUCUCCAGUUGCUACUGCUAUGGUCACCUUCACAACGCUCCUCUUCCUUCUGUUGCAAAGAAGAUAAGUUAUGUGAUGAGGCUGCACAGCUGUGGCUUUUGGAGGCCAGAAUCUUUGUUGGACACAGCUCGAUUCUCUCUGUCAUUUCAUGGUCGGCUUAGGAAGAAGCAUCAGGACUCUCGAGCAUUGUGGAAGCAUGAGGCUGUGCAGAAGUAUCUGGAAACUCUAAGCAGGGAAUACCAGCAGGUUAAUCAUCUGCUAAAUGCUGAUUCAAAAAAUGAAUUUGAGCAAAGAAACCUGAGGAGAAGACAUGCUGAUCUAUCCCCAGUUGCAACUGCAUUUCAAGAAAUCAAAGAGUCUGAAAGUGAGCUCCAGGAAUUGGAAACUAUGUGUAGAGAGCUAGACAGCAGAGAUGAGAAGCAACUUCUAGAGCUUGCCUUGGAAGAGAAGGAAACCCUCGAUCAAAAAAUCAACGCGCUGUGCAGAAAGCUUUUCCAGCUUCUUGUGCCAAAGGAGAAGUAUGAUAAAAGUCAUGUUAUAUUAGAAGUGACAGCUGGCAGAACAACUGGAGGUGACAUCUGCCAACAGUUCACUAAAGAAAUGUUUGAGAUGUACCAGAACUAUGCAGACUAUAAAUGCUGGACCUUUGACAUUCUGAACUACGUGCCGGCUGAGAUAGGUGGGUUGCAUCAUGCAGCUGCUCAUAUUUCAGGAGAUGAUGUCUACAGGCAUCUGAAAUAUGAAGGAGGGACUCAUCGAGUCCAGCGAAUCCCUGAGACCGGACUGUCAUCGAGAAUGCAGCGUAUUCAUACGGGGACAAUGUCAGUUAUUGUGCUCCCUCAGCCAGAGGAGGUUGAUAUUAAAGUGGAUCCCAAAGAUCUGCGUAUAGAUACAUUCCGGGCCAAAGGAGCAGGAGGGCAACACGUCAAUAAAACUGAUAGUGCUGUGAGGAUUGUACAUCUUCCCACAGGGGUGGUAGUUGAGUGCCAGCAGGAGCGAUCGCAGCAGAUGAACAAGGAAAUGGCUCUGCGGACACUGAGAGCUAAGCUGUACCAGCAGAUCAUUGAAAAACAACUGAGUCAAGAGCAGAGCGCCAGGAAACUGCAGUUGGGAACGAGAGCCCAGGCAGAGAGAAUUCGUACUUACAACUUCACCCAAGACAGAGUCACUGACCACAGGAUCUCGUAUGAUGCGCGCAAUAUCAAGGAAAUUCUGAGUGGGAAAGAAGAACUGGAUAAGCUAAUAAACAGGCUCCUGGAGUUUGCGGAGAUGGAGGCUAUCACAGAGUACCUAGAAAACCUGCAGUCUGUAGGAGGAGAAGGCUGCUGAAGACCUUGUGUGGAGCUAAGGCAGAACUGGGACAAGUACAAAGUCAAAGCUACUUUGAGAAGGGGCAGCCGUGCCCAUCAGUGCUCUUGCAGGCAUUCUUGGGUCAGCUGAAGGUGGGUGUGGACCACGUGCUGUGCUGGGUGCAGAAGUGCUUGCUAUGAAGUCAAAUGAAGACGACAACACUUUGGAAGGAGUUUGGUGGUGAUAAUGGGCAGCUUCCUGCUUCUUGACGGAAAGUGAGUUCACACUGCAGAUGUAUUUUAGUAAAUAAGGUGCGUCUGGAAUUCAGCUUCUGCCUUGAUGUCUUUGGGAAUGUGUGCCUGGCUCUGUGGGCAAACCAGGCAUCUGUAGAGAGCUCAGCUUUAGCAGGGCCUGCAUUCACGUUUUCCCUUAAGCACGCAUUGUGCAAUGUGUUCACACGCACUGGUGCGUGGGCAGGCAGCGGGCAGAAGCAGACGUGUUCACUUCUUAAACAUCACCCAAAAUGACUGUGAUGCUGUCUACAUAGGUAUGAGUACAUACAGUGCUCUCCUGAACUAUACAUACAUUUUAUCUAUAUCAAUACUAUUUAUCAUGAUUUUUCAAUAAACAAAACGUUAACUAUAAUGAAAUAUUCAUAGAAACACAAACCAGCUUAGAUUCAGAGGGGCCUCAAGGCCCAGCCAGCUCCAACCCUGUGCUGUGGGCAGUGCCACCCACCAGAUCCAGCUGCCCAGGGCACCAUCCAGCCUGGCUUUCAGUGCCUUCAGGAAUGGAGAAAAGUUAACACAUAAGGCGCUGUGAUAGUGGAAAGAUGGAUUCUAACCUUCCAUUCGUAAAUAGACCAGUACUGCUAUCUUAUCUUGAUUACUUUCAGUGAAUCACCAGUGGAAUGCAGAAGGGAAUGUAGCAGAGAUCCUGGCUCUGCAGAUGGGUGUAUUUUUAUGACGCACUGAGCUGUUCACUAUCACUGAGCCCCAUCCCUGGAUGCCCCAUCCAUGCAGGCAUUCAAGGCCAGGCUGGAUGUGGCUCUGGGCAGCCUGGUCUGGAGUUUGGCGACCUGCACAUAGCUGGUGGGUUGAAAGUGGAUGAAAAGUGUGGUCCUUUUCAACCCAGGUCAUCCUAUGAUUCUGCCCCAAGCCUGUAACAUUGCCUACAACAGUUCCUCCCAGCUUGGUGUCAUCUGCAGACUUACUGAGGGUGCACUCAAUGCUUGUGUCCACAUCUUCUAUAAGAUACAGAACGCGACAGGCCCCAGUACUGACCAAUAAAUGUUAGGUAGUCUUAAAACACCUUGAAUACGUGAGCAACAGCAAUACAGAUCAUUUCAAUAAAAGCUUUAUUUGGUAUUUCUGUAUAAACUCCACUUCAAAGACUCGCAGUAUUUUGUCAUUGCAAUAGAGAAUUCUAAACAGAGAACAGCUGGUAACACAAAAGAAAAUGAUGGCUUUGAAUGACUCCAUGUUCCACACUGCACCCCUUCUGUAAAACAAGUGAUGAAAAGCCCAAACCAAAUCCCAAAGCUCAGUUGGUUGGUCGCAGCAAUGACUCAUGGCUCAUAGGACAAACAGCAGGUAGAAGGUGAGACAACUCGAGAGGUGGAUACAACAGAGGCGAUGCCUGACAGACCACGAGCAAAGGGCUAAAGCAGCAACUGAAGGGAUACAGACAGCUCGGAACCAAAAAGCACAAGGAUGGAAGGGCUGCAAGCUCCAUAAUGAGGAGUGGAAUGGAUUCUAUCCUGUGAAAACAAAUCCUGGAGGAAACCAAAGAGCACGGAGCCGGCCUAAGGCCUCAGUAGGGCUGGGGACAGGAGGAGGUGUUUGCUAGCACGAUGGUGACACAGAGGUUUGCAUAUAUCGGAAUACUGGAGGAAGACAGGUUGAGGAAGACACCAGUAGUUUAGACAAGGGUCAAACAACAACAAAAAUUUGCCAAAUUGGGAAAAUCUGCUAACAGCGGCUCAAGGAAGCGAGUUUUGAACGCUUGUGUUAUCAGAUUGUUUUUCAGCAUCUCCUUAAGGAACUUAACUACAGGUACCACAAAUCACUGCCUAUGACAGCUUGAACGUGACAAAACAUCUCUGAGAACAGAUGAUAAUAUUUUGGGAACCUCACUGAAGAAAGAAAUCUUUGGAGGACAGAAGCCUACAGAAGAGCGCUACUAAGAAAGUCAUUUAAUAUACUUUAGGCUUGGAGUAACACAGGUACUGCAGGGCAAAAGAAAGAGCACAGAAUGAGCACAGCAG